UAAAAUGCGAUGGACGACAGAGGUAUGUUUUGUAGCGUCCCAGUUGUUGCCGAAUCUUUAUGCGGCGCCUUGUCUCUUGCCCCGACCGGAUGCAACAGCCCAGUAUCUCGGCAAGCCUCCAACGCGAAUCUUGUCACGCAUGACGCAACCCACAUCGAAUCUGUCCACGCAUCAUUGAAAGCUUGCAUCAGGACCAAGGAUUUGCAAUGGGGGAAAGUGAUCCACUCGCAAGGAGCGAUCCUCCUUUCCAGGAAUGUUAAUCUGGCCAAUUCCCUCAUCACCAUGUACUGCAAAUGCGGGAGCCUCGACGACGCUCGCAGCGUUUUCGAUGGGAUGCUACUCCGGGACGUGGUUUCCUGGAACGCUUUGAUGCAAGGGUAUGUGGACGCUGGCCAGGGAGGCAAGGCCUUAGAGAUUUUCUCGCGGAUGAUGGAAGAUAGCGGCUGUGACCCGGAUGCUCGGAGCUUCGUAGCUGCGAUCAAGGCUUGCUCCAGCGAGCUCCAAGAAGGAGAGUCUUCGACAGAUUCGGAUGGGAAAAAGCUCUCGAUCAGGGGGAAAGCUCUCGACAGAGGGCGAUGGAUUCACUCUCAAGCUGCAAAGUUUGGCUGCGAAUCCAACAUGUUUGUUUCGAGCUCGCUCAUCGACUUUUAUGCCAAGUGUGGACGUUUGGUUGACGCGCGCCGGGUUUUUUCCAGAAUGCGAGUUCGCGACGUGGUAACUUGGAAUGCGAUCAUUCUGGGACAUGCCGAGAACGAGGAGCCGGAGCUGGCUUUGGAGUUCUUCUCGAGCAUGCAAAGGGAGGGGAGUGUUCCAAACUCUCGAACUUUCGUCGCGGCGAUCAAGGCUUGUGCUGUUCUUGCCGAGUUUGAGUCGAGCACUAGAGUGGAGAAGUCUGAUGUGAAGGUGGCGAGCUUGGAGAGAGGCAUGGCUCUUCACUCGCAAGCGGAGAGAAGUGGCAGUGUCUCGGACGUGUUUGUGCGGAAUAUUUUGGUGGAUAUGUAUGCAAAGUGUGGAGACGUAGAGGAUUCCCGGCAUGUUUUUGACAGAAGUUCCCAUCGCGACGUUGUAUCCUGGAACGCUUUGAUCCUGGGAUACGCAGACAACGGAGAGGAGCAUCUAGCUUUGGGGCUUUUCUCGAGCAUGCCCAAGCCAAACUCUCGAAGUUAUGUUGCUGCUCUAAAGGCUUGCAGUGCUCUGGCAGCUAAAGAACAAGGCAAGGAGUUUGAUGGAAAAGCUGGCAUCAAAAUCGAUUCUUUGGAGAAAGGCAUGGCUCUCCACGCUGGAGCAGCGAUAUCCGGCUGCGAACUCGAUCACUUUGUAGCAAACACUCUGGUAGACAUGUACGUGAAGUGUGGUAGCACUGAAGAUGGCCGCAGGGUCUUUGAGAAAAUCCCACACCGGAGUGCUGUUUCGUGGAGCGCUUUGAUUCUGGGCUAUGCAAACAACAGACAGGGGAAGCUGGGACUCGAGCUUUUCUUGCAAGAAAUGGAGAAAACUCCGGGUUUGACACCAAACGCUCAAGCUUUCAACUCGGUUUUAAAGGCUUGUGCGAGCGUUGCCAACUUGAGAAGCUCCAAGUUUUUUCACGGAGAGAUUUGCAAGAGUGGAUGCGAAAGUAUCCCUGCGCUGGGGACGAGCCUGGUGGACUCUUAUGGAAAAUGCGGCAGUUCGAGCGAGGCACAGCGAGUGUUUGAUCUUCUCGCGAGGAACGAUGUGGAUGCGGGACGAAGGAAUUCAAGCAAAUGAGGUAACUUUGCUGUGUGUUCUCUCGGCUUGCAGUCGUGCGGGAUUGAGCGACCGAGGGAAGAAAUACUUUGAGGCAAUGGUUCCAAAGUUUGGUGUCACUCCGAGCAUAGAACACUUCCACUGCAUGGUGGACAUGCUGGGACGAGCAAACUCGCUGGAGGAGGCGGUGUCCAUGGUAAGCUCGAUGCCAUUUCGAGCGAGCUCGGUGUCAUGGAUGACAGUGCUAGAUGGUUGCAGGAAGUGGAAGAAUGUGGAGGUGGGAAAGCUCGCGUUUGAAUCGCUGCUGGAGCUGGACAAGCGAGAUUGCGGUGCGUACGUUGUCAUGGCAAACAUCUAUGAGAGUGUGGGGAUGUUUGAGCAGGCAAAAAGCAGCAGAGAGAAAAGAGAAUGAUCGAGUGGAUCGGUACCGAAGAACAGCAGAGGAUGAAACACUCGCAGGUAGAUGUCUUUCUCUUCACGAGCAAUCUACGUUGCAUUGAGCAGCCGCGAGAGCGAAGAGCACCGCGUUCAGCUGGGAAUUAUUAAACCAAGGUGGAAGAAUUCACUCGUGAGAAAGCUCCGGGAUACAGAUCCAGGUUUUAGCGUUUGGAUCGACAAAAGAGUGAACAUAAACAACAACUUGACGAAGAAAACACACAGGAACAGGGACACGGACAGGAACAGGAAACUGGAACAUGGAGAAUUCAACACGGGAUGAAAUGGAAAGGCAGGAAAAAAAAAAGGAUUUCUCUUCCUCCAGAUGCAGACAAUGCUUCGCCGUGUCUCGAUCAAUGACCGCUCAAGGCUCUCGAUGCAAUCAAAGUAUACACUACGACACGCUCAGCGCUCCUCUCCGCUCGUAGCAAUCCGACAAAGGCGGCGCUUUUGUUUCACUCGAACACGCAAACGCCUCUUCCGGGACAGUUUUACA
This is a messenger RNA of Selaginella moellendorffii, 2656 nucleotides long. Its product is annotated as pentatricopeptide repeat-containing protein At2g13600-like. Bases 10 to 1746 code for a protein of 578 amino acids. The transcript is spliced from 2 exons. NCBI's taxonomy places the organism in Eukaryota, Viridiplantae, Streptophyta, Lycopodiopsida, Selaginellales, Selaginellaceae. Gene Ontology annotation, molecular function: RNA binding; protein binding. The record is from RefSeq and is a predicted model, not a curated record. Gene Ontology annotation, biological process: RNA modification.